Molecule: messenger RNA, 2463 nt
Organism: Schizosaccharomyces osmophilus
Lineage: Eukaryota; Fungi; Ascomycota; Schizosaccharomycetes; Schizosaccharomycetales; Schizosaccharomycetaceae
Gene: far11
Product: SIP/FAR complex subunit, Far11/Csc2
Exons: 1
Coding region: 1-2463 (820 amino acids)
Biological process (GO): cytoskeleton organization
Cellular component (GO): cytosol
Source: RefSeq, a predicted model, not a curated record
AUGGCAGCAACUGCUGCAAAUUGCUUAUCCUUCGCCCAAUUUCAACGGCUGAGGUACUUCAUGGAUGUGCCGACUCAAGAAACAAGUCGUGUUGAGUUUGAAGGGACUUUCGAGGAUAAUUGGAAGGAUGAUUUAGAUGGCUUUUUUGAUUCAGAAGAAGAAUUAUUUAUAACAGCGGGAAGAAUAUUCUACUCAAAACUUAGAGUGUUUCAAACCGUACGAAAUUUGGGUAGCAAGCUGGAAUGGCCAGAUUUACCCUUAGCAAUAAAAAAAGAAUUCAUUUCGCAGUGUCGUGAAGAACUUGAAUCUGGGAAAACACUCCGAAAUGGAGCCUUCUAUACGAUCCUGUAUCUGUGCGCAGGAGUGUAUGAUUGUGUCAAAGAUUUAGAUGAUCAUUUUCAAAGCAUAGAGAGAAACAUUGAAUUGCUUAGAAGCUUUGGAAUUCCUAGAGUUAUUUAUUCUAUCUUUACAAAUUGGAACACAAACCGUUUGCCUGGCUAUAUGUCGGACUUGAAAGAAAAGGAGAUGCUUACUCUCUUUCUUUCAUUGUUUUGCUUCUUUUUAACGGUCCCUUCAGAAAAUUAUGCUGAAUGGAUUGAAUGCGCACGUUCUCUGCAGCCAUCAUUAAUGUCUUCCUUGGUACAAUUAUUUAAUGACACGAUGAAUGAAUACGAAAUGGACCUUGAUAAUGUCAGCCUUUUUCCGUUAAGACAAAUAACCUUCCUUAUUUAUAAAGUGUGUUUCCGUUUGUGGGGUACAGAAACGGAUUUUCAAGAAAAGAAGAAUGUUGUUGGGAACAUAGAUAAUAACACAUCCUCUAAUAAACCAAAGACUACAAUUUUAGAUUAUGAAGUCUUUCGCCACGAAAUUGCUACCAAGUAUUCCUUUUUCGCCCAUCCUUUUUAUUCGCUCCCGUUGGAUAGAGAACAGAUACAUAUCCUUCCUACGCUGAACACAGAUUCGUUUCAUAAAUCCUAUUUUUUAUGCAGUAGUCGUCUAUGUUCCCCAGAAAAUCCUUCUUUACCGCUGACACACUCGAAAUCAAAAGUAAACACUCGACGUGAGCAAUUUCAAACGAACCAAAACUUACCUUUUGGAUUUACACCUUCUAUAAAAGAUUCCCCCGCUCCUAAAAGUAUAAUAGAAGCUACUGAGCUUUUGCAUCGUCAAAGCAAACACAAUAUUAUUGUGCAGCAACUACUUUUCGAGCGAGAAUACUUACGGCAUUGUACACAUCAGCAUCUCCUUGGUACCAGUUUGAAUGAUGCAGUUAAAUCUUUGGAUUUCUCACAUGAGAAGCCGGCAAUUAAUGAUCCAUCUGUGAGUUAUAUUUCGAAGUCUUAUGACGACUUAUUCCUUCAUUUGGAUAUCUUCGUACAAUUAUCGAUGCAUUUAUUUUAUUAUACUUCUAAAAAAGUAAAUAAAUUAUACAUCGAAGCAUUUUCUUCAUCCGAAGCAGCAAUGCAAAUGCAAAGCAUUAAUGAUAUGGCGGUUGCCGACUCCCCUAGUGAGGAGAUUAGUGAACCUGUGAUUAAGCCGCUAGAAAAGAAUUCAAUAGGUGAAUCGAACGAACUGGCUUCUGGCUUUUUUGUGUCAGGUAAUAUUUUGUACUUCAUUGAUACUUGCGAACUAAUAUUAUAUUCUCUGUCGGGUCUUUUCUUGAUGAUGAUCAAAUGGCUUCGUUUAUCUCAUGUAUUACGAUCCGAAAGAAUUGCAAAACUGUUGUACGAUAACCAUUUUCUAGAAAUUCUGAGUCGCUAUUUCUCAGACAAUGAAUCAUCAAUGCACGCCGAACGAGACAUGAAAUGUCUUCGGGGUGGCUUUUUCACAUUCACUGCGAAGUCCUAUAAGCAAAUUUCCAGUGGUUCUUUUGUCUACUCCAAGAGUCCGUCUUAUAGAAACACGCUUAUUACUUUGAAUUGCCUUCGUUUAACGGGAAAAAUCUGUAAAUAUCAUAAUAACAGAAAAGAAACUCUAGUUAAAAUUGAUAUGCAGAAUCAUUUGAAAAGACUGCUAGAAAUCCCUCAUGAUGUACUUAAGGGAUAUGCGUUGAAGGUUUUGAAAUUACAUAUACCAUAUUUGGGAGUAAAAUGGAAGCAAGCCAACAUGAAUGUUAUUACCAAAAUUUAUUUGCACUGUCCUCUCAAUUUGCGAGAUAGUUGGAUCUUUCCAGAAAACAAUUUGGAAACACAACGGUCAUCCAAACUUCAAGACACCUUUUUGUGUAUUUUGAUCCGAUUUUAUCAUAAACGACUAUAUGGGAAUAUUUGCAAUAAGUUAUACGACCUAAAUAUGCUUGAGGAAAUUCGAUUGAAGCGAACCAUCGAAGAAUUAGUAGAAACGAAUAUGAUGGAGAAUCUGCCAGAUGCUAUGUGGACCUAUGCACAAAGCUCUGAGACUUCUGAUUUCUUCGAUAAUGAACUUUCAUCUGUUCUUGUACAAAAUGUGUCUUCGUUUUUCUAA